Molecule: messenger RNA, 2116 nt
Organism: Pseudomyrmex gracilis
Lineage: Eukaryota; Metazoa; Arthropoda; Insecta; Hymenoptera; Formicidae
Product: cytochrome P450 4c3-like
Exons: 9
Coding region: 328-1851 (507 amino acids)
Molecular function (GO): iron ion binding; oxidoreductase activity, acting on paired donors, with incorporation or reduction of molecular oxygen; monooxygenase activity
Source: RefSeq, a predicted model, not a curated record
CUUCGUCGCGAUUACGCAUUGUCGUUCGGGAGUAGACGCCGCGCGACGUCCGUCGCAACAUUGUGCGUGUUUUUCGGGGUUGAAAUCUGACAGAGAUUUGCUAGCCGCGCGAAGACGAGAGACACACACUGCACCUUUUACUUCCGUGUCUCUGCGAGACACCUCGGGAGUUCUACGCUCGACGCGCUCGAGAUCGCGACGUCCUUUGAGAAUCGUUCCCAGAAAAUCGACGCUAAAACAAACUUAGUAGUAUUCCAUUGUUCCUUUCCUUGAGAAGAAGUUGAGAUCCGUAUCGUGGAAGAGCAUCGAAAAUUCCAAGACUUCAACAUGCCUGACGCAUUAGUCUCCCUGAUGGACGGAUCCUGGCCGACCGUCGUCCUUUCGGGCUUGUGUUUGGUCCUAUUUCUACCUGUGGUGUUGGCGCGAAUGAAGUUUCUGCGUCCCCUGAAAGAUAUACCCUAUCCCACAGCGUUGCCCAUCAUCGGCAACGCCUAUCAGCUCAACUGCACGCAAGAAGAGUUUUUCAAAAAGCUGACCAAGUGGGCCGAGAAAUUUGGCGACAUUUUUCUCAUCUGGGUCGGUCAACGACCCUUCAUCUUUCUCUACAGGGUAGAGGCGGUGCAACCUCUGCUAAGUAAUAGCAACUACAUCGACAAAAGCCUCGAGUAUCAAUAUCUGAAGCCCUGGCUGGGCACCGGCCUGGUAACCAGCAGUGGUGAAAAAUGGUUUUUCCGAAGAAAACUGUUGACGCCGUCCUUCCACAGCACCCUUCUCGAAGGAUAUUUGAAAACCGUGAAGGAAGAAGUAAAAGUGCUCAUCUCUUGUCUUGAGACAGAGAUCGGCAACUGGUUCAAUGUGGUUCCGUACACAAAACGCGCCACUCUUGACAUCAUAUGCGAUACCGCGAUGGGCUACAAGCUUAACGCUCAAAGAAAUUCCAAGGACGAAUACGUCGAAGCAGUGGACAAAAUUGCGUCAAUUGUGCAAAUGCGCUUCACGAACGUAUGGGUGUCGUCCGAUUUAAUCUUCAAACUGACCAAAGCGGGAAAGGAGCACGAUCGCUCGCUCAGAAUCAUUCACGGUUUCGUUGACAAGGUGCUUGCGGAGCGAAAGGCCGCUUGGAAGCUCAAGCAUGAUGAUAACUUCAACAAGUCCUCAACGAAGAAGAAGCAGGCUCUGCUGGAUUUGUUGUUGAACAUAUCGGAGGACGGCGCUGUUCUUUCGGACGAGGAUAUUCGCGAGGAAGUGAACACGUUCAUGUACGCCGGACACGACACGGUGGCCACCAGCAUAGCUUGGUCGCUUUACGCGUUGGGACGAAAUCCGGAAUACCAGGAAAAGAUCUUGAACGAAUACGAUGAGUUGUUGGGCAAUGAGGAGAUCACGCUGGAUAAUUUACAUAAAUUAACUUGGUUAGACGCGAGCAUCAAGGAACAAUGGAGGAUAUAUCCUGUGGCUCCGCUCAUCGCUAGGCAGAUUUACACGCCAAUUAAAUUAAUGGGCAGACAAAUUCCACCAGGUUCGACGGUGCUCAUUAAUUCGUAUCUGCUGCAUCGCGAUCCGCGCUACUUUCCCGAUCCGGACGUUUAUCGUCCGGAACGAUUCUUGCCGGACAGUCCCAAGCUGCCGCCUUACGUCUUCAUCCCGUUCAGCGCCGGUUCGCGCAACUGCAUCGGCUGGAAAUUCGCCACGCUCAUCAUCAAAUUUGCCGUUUUGUCAAUACUGAAGAACUUCCACGUCGAGUCUCUUGACAAAGAGGACCAACUGCGUUUCAUAUCCGAGUUGGUAUUGAUCAACGCGAACGGAAUCCGUUUAAAACUUACACCGCGCGAAAGAUAUCCCGCAAAUUAAAGUCGAAAUUAAAAAAAAAAAAAAAAGAUUCGAUCUCGCUAUUGAAAGACUCGCGUAUAUGCGCACUAGUGGUACGAAACGUUUUUCAGUUUCAAUUAUUAGCCAAUAAAAUAAAGUAAAUAACAGAAAAGAGGUUUUGCAUGGUGUGAGACAAAAAUUUAGGAGUAGAACGUGAAAAACAUUCAUUGUCAUAUACUCUUUAUUCAAUCGGUGGAUUGAAUAAAGUAUUCAUUGGCUGGCGAAUUGUUUGUGGCAAAUCGCUAAU